GUCCCUCCCUCUUUCUCUUGUCACCGUGUUUCUCUGGAGGUGGAGAGAAGGGGGAGAUCCCGUCUUCCGCCGUCUUUUUUCUUUCUCUCUCCGGGGGAAAAAACAAGUGCUAUGCGUCUGUCCCGGGAGGGAGGACGCCUUCAGGUUCCGACGCCAACGGCUCUCCGCUCACCGCGACGCCGCCCGCUAGCAGGCCGGACGACAGGCGCCGGAGCCGGGCAGGACUGAGCCCAACGCCCGGGGUCUUGCUCGGAGGAAAGGCUGCACAUCCGCCGCUUUCUUUUCGGCACAACUGCAGUUGGUUCAUUGAUUUAUCCCCCCUCCCCACCCCCCGCCCGGUGUCCAGAAAUGUCUCCUCAGCCCUUUUCCGGUCCCUUUUAAACGGCCGUUCCUGUGUGGGAGCGGCCGUUUUGACUUUUGUCAAUCGAAAAUGUCCCGUUAGCUAGCUAACAGCCAAACCAGAAAACUCCCCCUUUUUUUCCGCGGAGCCCACCGUCUUCGCCCCGGUCCCGGCUGCCCCCCCUGUUUCUCCCUCGGUGGCCUUUUUUUAAAAUUCUCCUAAAAAAUGAACCGGCUGGAGGUGAACCGGUGAUGGCCGGUUGGGGUUUCCGUCUGUUUUUUUGACCAACGGUCGCGCCCGGGGAGAGGACCGCCGGGAGAAAGUGGAGCCGAGCCGGGAGUCCAGAGCCCGAGCCGUUGGGUUUGUUUAUUUACAAGAAACGGAGCUGGACCACCUCCAUUUAAAAGACACAAGGAGACAUGAGUCGGUCCUAGCUAACCGGGUUGUUUUUCCGCCUCGACUCGAGCCGGAUCACCGCCUCUGUGAUCCGUGCUGCCUUCAGGGACCGCGACAAUGAGGAUUGUUUGAAAAGGGAAGCCGUCUUCGUCUUCGCCCUUAAAACCUUCACACACACACACAGACAGAGCCUGCUGGGACUGAGAACCAGGCUUGUCAUUUUUUAUUAUAAUUUUGCCCCCGAACUUAACGUCUUUGCCCAGUUUUGUGUGAAUCCUGGACGGAUACCCGCGCUCAUAGGGAGGAGGAUGUCUUUACGCACGGCCCUGCCUGGGAACGAGAGGAACUCGGACCACCACACCUCGCUGUCGGCCAGCCGCUCGGAGAAGGGCACGGGCUGGUCCAGCCGCUCGCUGGGCGCCAGAUGCCGUAACUCCAUCGCCCUGUGCUCCGACGAGCAGCCGCACAUCGGCAACUACAGGCUGCUGAAGACCAUCGGCAAGGGGAACUUCGCCAAAGUCAAGCUGGCCAGGCACAUAUUAACCGGCAGAGAGGUGGCUAUAAAGAUCAUAGAUAAAACACAGCUCAACCCAACCAGCCUGGUGAAGCUGUUUCGAGAGGUACGGAUCAUGAAAACUCUCAACCACCCCAACAUAGUCCAGCUGUUUGAGGUGAUUGAAACGGAGAGGACGCUCUACCUGGUUAUGGAGUACGCCAGCGGAGGCGAAGUGUUCGACUACCUCGUGGCUCACGGCAGAAUGAAGGAGAAGGAGGCCAGAGCCAAGUUCAGACAGAUUGUCUCGGCGGUGCACUACUGCCAUCAGAAGAACAUUGUUCACAGAGACUUGAAGGCGGAAAACCUGCUGUUAGACGCCGACUCCAACAUCAAAAUCGCCGACUUUGGCUUCAGCAACGAGUUCACCGAGGGCAGCAAGCUGGACACGUUCUGCGGCUCCCCGCCCUACGCCGCCCCGGAGCUGUUCCAGGGGAAGAAGUACGACGGGCCGGAGGUGGACAUCUGGAGCCUCGGCGUCAUCCUGUACACGCUGGUCAGCGGGUCGCUGCCCUUCGACGGACAGAACCUGAAGGAGCUGCGUGAGCGGGUUUUAAGGGGGAAGUACCGAGUGCCCUUCUACAUGUCCACAGACUGUGAGGGAAUCCUGCGCCGUUUCCUGGUCCUCAACCCCACCAAGCGCUGCUCCCUGGAGCAAAUAAUGAAAGACAAGUGGAUUAACAUCGGCUACGACAGCAACGAGCUGAAGCCUCACGUGGAGCCCGUGGAGGACCUGAAUGACACCAGCCGCAUCGAUGUGAUGGUCGGGAUGGGAUUCAACAGAGAAGAAGUCCGAGAGUCGCUGGUCAGUCAGAAGUACAACGAGAUCACCUCCACUUACCUGCUGCUGGGACGCAAGAACGAGACGGAGGGCAGCGUGUCCCGGUCGGGCAGCAGCCUGAGUCUGGCCCGGGUCCGGCAGGGCACCCUCUCCAACGGAACCAGCAAGCACUCCACGUCCUCGUCCUCCUCCGGCGCCGCCUCGACCUCCUCCGGCCAGAAGGCGCAGCGCAGCGCGUCCACCUACCACCGCCAGAGACGGCACUCCGACUUCUGCGGUCCCGCCGCUCCAGGCUCGGCACACCCCAAGCGAAGCCCCAGCGGUGUGGGCGAGGGGGCGGGGCUUAAGGAGGAGCGUCUGUCGAUACGCAAACCGGGGGCCACCACUGUAGGCUCCCGUAGCAUCCCGACCCCCUCCAGCCCCAUGGUCAGCUCCGCUCACAACCCCAACAAAGCCGAAAUACCCGACCGCCGCAAAGUAAACUCCACCACGAAUAACGUCCCUGCCAGCGCCAUGACUCGAAGGAACACGUACGUGUGCACGGACCGAUCCAGCACCGACAGACACAACCUGCUUCAGAACGGCAAAGAAAACAGCAACCUGUCCCACCGGCUGCCCCCCGCCUCCCCCUCCACCCACAGCAUUGCCGGGGCCUCCGGGGUCUCCUCCUCCUCCUCCACGCCCUCGUCCCGCCUCUCCCGGGGCUCCACGGUGAGGAGCACUUUCCACGGGGGGCAGAUCAGGGACCGCCGGCCCCCCUCCCACGUCCCCCCGGCGUCCCCCACGCCGUCCCACGACGCCAGCCCGCUGCCCCACGCCCGGACCCGGACCACCACCAACCUGCUGAGCAAGAUCACCUCCAAGCUGACCCGCAGGGUCACUCUUGACCCCUCUAAACGUCAGAGCUCAAACAAGUCCAUGUCGGGCUGCACCCUCCCACAGGGGACAAAAACAAAAGCGGCCGAGCCCCGGACCCCCCGAUGCGGCUGGGAUGUGAGGGUGCGCAGCCCCCGCGACCCGGCCGAGGUGGUGCAGGCCCUGCGCGAGGCGGCGCAGGGCUGCGGCUGCCAGGUGCACCUGGCGGGGCCCUUCCUCCUGUCCUGCACGCACGGGGCGGCCGGCGCCCGCGUGGCCUUCGAGGCCGAGGUGUGCCAGCUGCCCGGCGGGCCGGGCCACAGUAGCGGGGUGCGCUUCAAGCGCCUGUGGGGGGCGCCGCUCGCCUUCAGGGACAUCGCCGCCAAAGUCUCCAAGGAGCUGGAGCUCUGA
Menidia menidia (Atlantic silverside) is the source of this 3336-nucleotide messenger RNA. The record is from the annotation of a GenBank genome assembly. NCBI's taxonomy places the organism in Eukaryota, Metazoa, Chordata, Actinopteri, Atheriniformes, Atherinopsidae.